Mangifera indica (mango) is the source of this 1304-nucleotide messenger RNA. RefSeq names its product chloroplast processing peptidase-like. Lineage: Eukaryota; Viridiplantae; Streptophyta; Magnoliopsida; Sapindales; Anacardiaceae. Gene Ontology annotation, molecular function: serine-type endopeptidase activity. The coding region runs from base 174 to 881 and encodes 235 amino acids. The record is from RefSeq and is a predicted model, not a curated record. Gene Ontology annotation, biological process: thylakoid membrane organization. Gene Ontology annotation, cellular component: chloroplast thylakoid membrane. The transcript has 7 exons.
GUCACUCUCUCUCUCUCUCUCUCUAUGGAAACUUAAUCCCCAAGGCAAAGACCCCGUCAAAAGCAUAUUCAUUUCCAUCUUCUCCUCCCCUUCUCUUGUCUCAACACUUUGUUUCAGAGCCAACUCUUGAGCUUCUACGCGUACUUAGUUCUUCUUUUUGUCGUUUGCAUGCGAUGAGUUUCUUGAGACCAACAGCAUUGUAUCAGUCCCUGUUGACCUCCCUUUCACUCAGAUGGAUGCCUUGUCAAAGCUGGGUCUUUCUUCUUCGCUGGCCCGGUCUUGAUGGCUUCUUUAAGAUACUUAUUGGUUUUCUUUUGUGGUCAACCUUUUCUGAGAUUCGCUUCAUACCUUCCUCUUCUAUGUUCCCAACUCUUCGUGUUGGUGAUCGCAUCUUGAUUGAAAAGAUAUGCUUUAUUGGAAAUUCUAGCCCGUUCCCCACCAAUUUCAGCUUGAUUGAUCUAGACAUGAAGAAUUUUCAGGCCUCCUAUUACUUCAGAAAUCCAGCUGUAAAUGAUGUCAUAACAUUUCAAGCUCCAAUUCAGGCUCAUUUACAGCACCCUGGAUUAGGGGAGGAAGAUGUUUUUAUUAAAAGAGUUGUUGCAAAAGCAGGAGACUUGGUUCAGGUUCGUAAUGGUUUGCUCUUUGUCAAUGGGAUUGUGCAGAAUGAAGAUUUCAUAGCAGAGCAGCCAAGAUACACGUCAAACUUAAUAUGUGUGCCAAAAGAUCAUGUUUAUGUGUUGGGGGACAAUCGCAACAACAGCUUUGACUCCCAUGUCUGGGGACCCCUGCCUGCAAAAAAUAUUCUUGGCAGAUAUGUCACAUGCUGCUUCAGACCGUCAAACAGCACGCCUGAAAACCAUCAGAGAAGUGAACAGAGAUAGCAGUUCACAUGCAUGGUGUUGCUUCUUUGCUGCCUAACACAUUUUUUAUGCAGAUCCAUCAAACAGCUGAGCUGAAAACCACUGGAGAAGUGAAUAGAGACAGUAAAACCCCCUCCCACCCUCCGCAGUAUCAUGGGAACAUUUCUGUAUAGCAAUUCACAUGCAUGGAGUUGCUCCUUUGCUGCCUUUAACUCAUUGUUUUAUGCACAUUGAUUGAAUUGUAAGCUAUUCAUGUAUGCAUGUGCCUAGGAAAUCGUAAUCACAGGAAACAGAAUACCAUAAACAUUGAGUUUGUUUUUGCACAUCUUUGCCAUUUGUGACGUCGUUUUCGGGUCACUUUUUGGGUAGCAUUGUACAUAUUUUGAAUUUAUGCAUAUUUGCAUUCUGCAUAAUAGAGUCUGAAUCCCACAUAAAUUUUACUUA